AUGGAACGCGCCAGCGCCCUCAUGUGCCUCGGCCUCCUCGUGGUGCUGCCCGUCGUUCUCUUCGUCUCCGCCGGUGUCGAAGAACCGCCCUCGUGGGGUGAUCUUCAGAGACCUUCUUCAUCCUACACUGGCGAAUGGGCAGACGAAAUGGCCUGGCUCUACAUGGACCUCAGCUACGGGGACAUCUUCAUCGGCGACUUCUUCCUCGGCCUCCUCUUCGGCGUGUCCUCCUUCAUCCUUGUGCAGUUCGUCGACGUGGUCUUCUUCAUCUCCGAUGCCUUCCUCUUCUUCUUUGCCUACGACGUGUACACCACCGGCAUCGGUGACCUUUGUGCUGGACUACAAGAUGAGGAAGCUGUGGCUGCUGCUCUCACGGAAGACCUGGAUACAGAGAAUUUCUCAACUGGCCUCUCCCCGAUCCCUGAGGACCUGCCCUUGCCUUAUCUCAAGCCGACACCUAUGGUGGAAACGACUUCAGAAAAGGAGCUCAACUGGUAUGCAGCACUUCAUGACACCCGUGAACUUCGUGGUAUCAGACGCCUCGAGACCAAACAUCGGGUAACAUCAAUGUCAACAGAUCUUGAUGGUCGCAACACUCCGUCGACCCUUGGAUCUGGGACUACUGCGACAUCCUCCUCUUCUACUUCUUCCAUGGUUGGUGGUGGGAAUGUCCUAGACAAUGAUGGUGGUCGGGCUCCUUCAUCCUCAAGCUCCUCUACGUACAAUGGUCAGCUUGGCUCGGAAACUCCCUCCAGUGACCCUUGGCAGCCUUGCGAAUGGCCGUUGGAACCUGGUGUGCAUCAAGACGGAGGCCUCACAACACGUGGUGGACGAACCCGGAUGGGGAGAGACAGAUGGCACCAUGAAGAUGGCUCGGUUCGCUAUCGCCUUCGUGAACGACUUGCUGCCGAUGUCACUGGUGAUGACGAUCACGUUGGGUCGUCAUUGUCCUCGUCCGACUCGUCUUCUAUCUUGGUCCCUCAGGUCGCGCCUUUCACUAUCCAAGGUCACACCAUGAGCAACACUGGCAACUGGUCGCUACAGGCCACCACCUUCUAUGGGGAGACUUUUAGUGUGCACUCUGACAAGCCUCCGGGUGGUGAAGCCUCCACGACUGCAGGUAGCUCAAGCGUGGAAGACUCUGAGCACAGCUCCACGUCCACAUCCGAAGACAACCAAAUUGGAGUGGGGUUUUGGCGUCACGGUGUGUGGAUCAACCGCCCUCGCACACCACAAGAGCUUCGUCAACAUGUUGGUGGGGCAGGCGCCAAGCGCUUGGCUAGGAGACAAAACCGAGUCUCUACUUACCUUCGGGGUGAAUGGAUUCCUGCGUGGUUGCGAGACUACAAGCAGCAGAAAGCUGAUCGUGACCUGCUGAAGGCCGAAGGAGCAUGUCAGACUCCUUCUGUACCUGAUCUGUCUGUGACAACACCCGGCAACCACGAGGUUGUUCAAGUCACCGAGGAGCCCUCGCCCAAUACGUUGAACGAUGAUGGGACCCAGCAGUGUUCUUCUGCUUUUUCAUCGAACCCGGAACAUGGCUCACAACAAUGGUGGUGGCAGUGGAAUGCGACUGGUUCAUGGACGUGGACGAGCUCGUGGGACUGGUCACAACAGUGGGGUGACUCUUCGUGGAUAUGGUCCUCCUCCUCUUCCACUACAAGUUCAACCUUUGUGGUCAUUCCCAAUGCUGGCCUCUUCCCUGAUGUCACUCCUGCUCCACCACCACCUGUUCCUCCUGGAGACUGGAUGAUGAGCAUCACCAAUAGUGAAGAAGCCACUCUCCUUGAAGCAGGAAUUCCUCGUGGACAGGUGGAUCGGGUGGCUGCACUCCUUGCGUCUCUUGACCGUCACCAAGCUCAAGGUUCAGGUCCUGAAAGUCGUUGGGCCAUUGCGUGUCUUGUCCGAAGGAUUGAUGAAGGCCAAGAGGCCCUGGAUCGAGUUCGAGAUGUGCUAGCUCGUCGCCUCGUUCCUCGUGGUUUCCUCCCAGUGCGCCGUAUACCAGCACAGGAGUUCGAAAGAUGGCGCUUCUUCAAUUGGGCUCGGGGACACACUGAUCUUCUACAGCAGAUCUUUCAGCAUCACUUAGAUGUGCGACUCCAACCUCGCGAAUCUGGUCCGAGCCCCCAGUUUCUGCCUGAAAGUCCGCAGAGUCUUGUUCACUCUGCUGAACUUGAUGGGUCCACAGAAGAGGCGGGCCCAACCAGAGCUUCUUCCCCCUCGGCAUCUGCUCACUCUGGUGCACCGUUGGAGUCUUCGGAUGAAAGUGGACCUGUGCAGCCAUCCAUGGACAGCGAAUGGGCCUACAAUUCCCAGGGCGAGCUGGUCUACGUUCCUCCUGCCUCGGUUGGUGGCUCCCCUCGUGGACCUCCGCCACCUCUACCAGUCAACAUGCCACCUCGUGCUGUGCAGGGUGAUGUUGCCAGCUCGUCUUCGUCAAAUGAGUCGGCUCAUCCUUCGCUACCUCCGGCCCCUACUGAACUACUUGGCAUUUGGAGAGAACCGGAGACGACAACUUCGACCAGUACCUCCUCCAUAGUGUCCAGCACAACAAUGACAUCGACAAUGCAGCUUGACGAUCAAGGGGUGAAUUUCUCUGUGGACUUGCCCUAUGCUCUGUGGUGUCCGUCCUUGUGGGUUGUGCAAGAUGACUGGCUCCUGGGUGAAGGAUGUAUGGAUUGCUUUGGUACGACUACGACGACUACUACCUGGACUGACAAGUGGAGACCUAUGUUGACCAGUACUUCCACGACCUCAUCCUUGCCCUGGCCCUCGGAUAUCGUAAGGGAUGAGGUCUCCAGACAAGCCAUCCAUGGUGGUCAAGCUGACAUCAUUGAUCUGAUCCGUCGCUUGCUUGAUCGGCAAAGAAGACUUCGACAUGUCGAUCGCCUAUUAAGUGAUGCCAUUGAGGAGGCUCUACAGUGGGUUCAUCUGCCCCUCGUUGCAGUGCCGCUCAAUUCUGGGACUAUGGAGGGCCAUAUCUGGAGGACUGUCUCUCAACAGGCCUCUUUUGGUUCAGCUCCUUCUGAGACGACACCGUCACAGGUUGCUUCUUCACCGGCCAUUCUCCUUCAGCCGGGUUUUCCACGGACAGUUGAAGAGAUCGUGUAUGCACUGGGUGAUGACUACUCUGAGCCUAGCCGGUUUGCUCAUCUUCGUCGUCGCGCUUGGCGAGUACAUGUACACAACAUCAUACAAGCAGCCGAUGGGGUCCUUCCCGGUCGUGACCAAGGCCCAGAUCCAGAUCUCUAUUUGGUGCAGCUCAAUGAGGACAUACCGAUUCCAAACUGGCCUGUGGAUGAUGAUGCACAUCGACCAGAGAUCCCAUGGCACAGAUUGUCGGUUGAUGGACUUCGUAGACGGGGUCGUGCUCGACGUCCUCCUCCUCGUUUUCUUGGUCCUGAUCGUGCCCUCUCUGUCGAUUCAGAAGAAGUUCAUGGCAGAGUGACUGAUGUUCCUCGUCAUGCUGCUGCUCAUCCCCCUUCCGUUGAUUCUGCCGUUGUUCGUGAGGAAGAGUUUUACGAACCACUUCAUGCUGCUGAUGACUCGGAUGACUCAGGAACUCAUGGAAGAAGGGAGCGAAGCAGAAGCAGAGAUGGAGAUGAAUGA
This is a messenger RNA of Symbiodinium sp. CCMP2592, 3609 nucleotides long. NCBI's taxonomy places the organism in Eukaryota, Dinophyceae, Suessiales, Symbiodiniaceae. The record is from the annotation of a GenBank genome assembly.